UGUAAAAUAGAGAAUACUUUGCUGUGUUGAAGAGACAUCAUCUGAUAUAUAUAUAAAGCUUCAUUUAUUCAUUCAUUGUGUGAAGUCAUCAUCGUUAUGGCAACCCUUUUCAUGGUUCCUUGCCAGCAUCAAUUGCUGAAGAAGUUGCAGAGCCAUUGCCAUCCAAAGCCAGCAGCACCAUCAAACUCCAUUAUUAGGAGUGAGAAAAGUUCUUCAUUCAUUUUCAGAAGCAAUGCCAAUGUUCCUUUUCAUGAACUUCCUGGGGCUUCCUUUGAUCAAUACAUGGAUGACAAGCACAGAGUUCUGAGAGCUGUGUUUUCUGGUGACAAAGGAACAACUAUACAGAUAAAUGAGGAAGAAUGG
Vigna umbellata (rice bean) is the source of this 363-nucleotide messenger RNA. The record is from RefSeq and is a predicted model, not a curated record. NCBI's taxonomy places the organism in Eukaryota, Viridiplantae, Streptophyta, Magnoliopsida, Fabales, Fabaceae.